UGCAGUGCAAGGUCGUAACGCAAGACAUUUAUCAUAUUAAUAACAUAACAUAAUAACCAGAAAUGGUGUGCGCAUGUUGUGCUGUGGGAUGCGUGAAUAGACAAGGCUGCAAGCCAGGUAUUAUGUUUUAUCGUAUACCGAAAAAUAUAAUAAGAAGACAGCGGUGGAUUGCCGCAAUCAAUCGAAAGGACUGGCAGCCAACUGAUUUCACACGGCUAUGCAGUGAACAUUUUUUACACGGUUCAAAGAGUGAUGAUCCGCUGUCGCCAAACUACGUGCCCACGGUGUUCGCGUUCACCAAGUCGCCAGAAAAGAAGAGAGCCCUCAAGCAGCUGGAGAAAUUUGACAUCAGAGAAAGCAUGAAAAGAAAACAAGCAGAAGCAAAAUUGCAAUCAAGAGUUCUGGAUGGUGAUGGUGAGAAUGACAUGGUUGUUUGUGAGGAUAACAGCAACGUCAGGGAUGCAUGCUGUCAAACUGACCUCUCGUCAGAUGACAUAUGCGCACUGAUGAAUGACUGUCAAGCUUUGCGCAACGAAAACAUGGAUCUGAAAGACGCACGUAGGCCUAUGUCGUCGGAGCUGUUCGCUGAGAACGCAUACACAAAAGACGAGAAGGUCACAACUGUCACUGGGUUAAAGAACGUGCAUGUGUUAAUGGCAUUAUUUAAUGUGAUGCAUCCCUUCCUGAAAGACACAAGUCUAACGUGUUUCCAGCAACUCAUCAUAACGUUAAUGAGACUGAAGCUUAACUUGCCCCUUCAGUUUCUAUCUUAUUUAGUUGGGGUCCACACCAGCACUAUUUCAAGAGUGUUCAAUACCACCAUUGACAAGCUGAAUGACUUAAUAGUGCCUGCGUCUGUAGUGUGGCCUGAACGAGAGGAAGUGCAGGUCUCACUACCCAUGUGCUUCAGGAAGGAGUUUGGCAACUGCAUGGCCAUUAUUGACUGCUUUGAAAUAUUCAUUGAAAAAUCGAAAGACUUUCAAGCCAGAGCGAAGACAUUUUCGCAAUACAAGUCACACAACACCAUGAAGUAUCUCAUAGGAAUAACACCACAAGGAGUGAUCUCCUUCAUUUCAAAGGGCUGGGGUGGCCGAACACCAGACCCUCACAUCACUGCCAACAGUGGGUUCUUGGACCAUCUGCUUCCUGACGACCUGAUUCUGGCUGACAGAGGAUUUCCUAUCAAUGAACAGGUUGGACUGUACUGUGCCAGGGUUAUAACACCUGCAUUUACACGUGGGAAAAAACAGUUAAGUGCCAUUGACGUAGAAGACAGCAGGAGGGUAGCAUCAGUUCGCAUACAUGUGGAAAGGGUUAUUGGACUGGCAAGAUGCAAAUACAGGAUGCUUCAAGGGCCUGUGCCGAUUACACUGCUCCAAAUUCAUGAUGAAGAUGGGUACACCACACUAGAUAAAAUUGUCAGAGUGGCAUGUGCUCUUACAAACCUCUGCCCCUCAGUGGUACCAAUUGAAUAGUUAAAUAAAUGCAGAAAUCAGUUAAUUCAAUUUUUCAAAGAUUUUUUUUAAUUCUUCAAAAACAAUUGUAAUUUGUAUCAAGAAGUUAUCAGAAGUACAUGCAUAUAAUAAAUAUUCUUUCCACUA
Messenger RNA from Engraulis encrasicolus (European anchovy), 1601 nucleotides. RefSeq lists its product as uncharacterized. Bases 63 to 1475 code for a protein of 470 amino acids. NCBI's taxonomy places the organism in Eukaryota, Metazoa, Chordata, Actinopteri, Clupeiformes, Engraulidae. The record is from RefSeq and is a predicted model, not a curated record. The transcript is spliced from 2 exons.